CGUCCUCUCAGAGAACCGAGAGCUGCAGACCCGUCCGAGCCGGGACCGUGUCAGUGAGUCUGUGUGUCUCUCUGUGUGUGUGUGAGGAGAGCUGCAGCUGAACAACCAGCCGUCCCGAGGUUUAAGGUGGGAGGAGACAGAGAAAGAGAAAUCCAGAGAGCCAGAGAGAGAGAGACAGAGAGGUCCUCCCGUCCGCUGCGACGCACCGCGCAUUUCGGAGGAGACCGCACCAUGGCAACCACUACUUGUACGCGUUUCACGGAUGAAUACCAGCUGUACGAGGAGCUUGGCAAGGGGGCCUUUUCAGUGGUGCGCCGCUGUGUCAAACUCUGCUCAGGCCAAGAGUACGCCUCCAAAAUCAUCAACACCAAAAAGCUCUCGGCCAGAGAUCAUCAGAAACUGGAGAGAGAAGCCAGGAUCUGCAGAUUGCUCAAGCACUCCAACAUCGUUCGUCUCCAUGAUAGUAUCUCAGAGGAAGGCUUCCACUACCUCCUCUUUGACCUGGUGACAGGAGGCGAGCUGUUUGAGGACAUUGUGGCCAGAGAGUACUACAGUGAAGCAGAUGCCAGUCACUGUAUCCAUCAGAUUCUAGACAGUGUGUCUUACACCCACCAACAUGAAAUAGUGCACAGGGACCUCAAGCCGGAGAACCUGCUGCUGGCCAGCAAGUGUAAGAACGCAGCGGUGAAGCUGGCCGACUUUGGGCUGGCUAUCGAGGUUCAAGGAGAACAGCAGGCGUGGUUUGGCUUCGCAGGGACUCCCGGCUACUUGUCCCCAGAGGUGCUGAGGAAGGAGGCGUACGGUAAACCGGUCGACAUCUGGGCAUGUGGUGUGAUCCUCUACAUCCUUUUGGUUGGAUAUCCUCCGUUCUGGGACGAGGACCAGCACAAGCUCUACCAGCAGAUCAAAGCUGGAGCGUACGACUUUCCCUCCCCAGAGUGGGACACGGUGACUCCGGAGGCUAAAAAUCUGAUCAACCAGAUGCUGACUAUCAACCCCGCCAAGAGAAUCACUGCCCAGGAGGCUCUGAAGCACCCAUGGGUCUGCCAACGCUCCACGGUGGCCUCCAUGAUGCACAGACAGGAGACAGUCGAGUGCCUGAAGAAGUUUAACGCCAGGAGGAAACUCAAGGGCGCCAUUCUGACCACCAUGCUGGUCUCCAGGAACUUCUCUGUGGGUCGGCAGACUACAGCACCGGCCUCCGUCAGCAACGUGCCUGGAACCACCGCCGGCAUCGUGGAGCAAGCAGCCAAGAGUCUCCUCAACAAGAAGGCUGAUGUCAAGCCGCAGACAAACAGCACGAGAAACAGCAUAGUCACCAGUCCCAAAGGCAACACAACCUCUGCUGCACUGGAGCCUCAGAUUACUGUUAUCCAUAAUCCACUAGAUGGGACCAAGGAAUCAUCUGACAGCAGCAACACCACGAUCGAGGAUGAAGAUGUGAAAGCUCGCAAACAGGAGAUCAUAAAGAUCACAGAGCAGCUGAUUGAAGCUGUCAACAAUGGAGACUUUGAGGCGUACGCGAAGAUCUGCGACCCCGGUCUGACCUCGUUCGAGCCGGAGGGGCUGGGUAAUCUGGUGGAGGGAAUGGACUUCCACAGAUUCUACUUUGACAAUCUCCUCUCCAAGAACAGCAAACCCAUCCACACCACCAUCCUCAACCCCCACGUGCACAUGAUCGGGGACGAGGCGGCGUGCAUCGCCUACAUCCGCCUGACGCAGUUUGUGGACGGGCAGGGCCAACCCCGCUCCAGCCAAUCAGAAGAGACCAGAGUAUGGCACCGCAGGGAGAGCCGGUGGCAGAAACGUCCACUUCCACUGCUCAGGAGCUCCUGCCGCUCCGCUGCAGUGAUGAGGUACAUGAUCCUGAUGAGGAGGCCGAGAGGAGCAGAGAAGGAAUAAGUGGAUAAUCUGAGAGAGAGGUGCAGGUGGAUGGAGACGGAGACGGAGACGGAGACGGAGGGGCGGCUUUAAGGAGUCUGAAGAGUCUGAUUUUUGGGGAUGGUGAUCGUCGUCGUCGUCCGGCAUUCUGCACACCCACCUCGCUCUUCUCUCACCGCCUCUCUACUACACCAACAACAAACAGUCCCAUCAUUAAACCUACCACCACAGCAGAGGGCACAUCAGCCAAAAGAACUCUUUCGCCUGCGUCUUUGUCUUCAGUUCGUCGCUGCAGCAGCUGGACAACACCUGUCCUCCUCCUCUCCUGUUGAAGAUUCACCCUUCUCCUUCUCCUUCAAACAUGAAAUCAUUGUUACUUAACUUCUAGUAUUAUUAUGGCUGCAGUCUGUCGUUGUGCUCUUUCAGAUGUACAGUAUAUUUAUUAGUCAUUUUCAACCUUUUCUUCUUGUUUUUUUUAUGACGAGCAUGACUCCUACCUGUGUUCUUAUUACCAGUGGCUGUUUUUCUGCACGAUUAAAGGCUGCCUGUGUGAAAUGAACAAACACGUGUCUCACAGAGAGGGAGACCGGUGGGCGUAUUUAAUCAUACCUUUUUUGUUUGGUUAUUCAAUGGAGCUUUUAUUUCUUUUGUCUGGAGUGUAGUUGACCCUGAACCGACGCCUCCGUGUGCUGACCGGACCCUCCAGCCGCUCUGUGAGACAGUGAACUACCGUGCAGCAUGCUAACACGUUACUGUUGAUUAUUGCAAGCUAACUACUGAAAUUAUGACAAUGGUUGAAAUUAUAGUAUUUAUGUAAAUUUACAGUUUCAUCGUGGUGACUUGACUACAAUUAUGCUGUAGAUGGUAUUUAAUUGCAUGAUAUUCCAAGUUAAUAACCUUGGUGAGUUGGGUGUUAUCGUGCAUUUUGUUGAUUUCUCUCUUUUCUUUUUUGGACUGAACUGCUGGUGAGCUUUAAUCUAUUGCCUCUUUUCUGGGCUUUGUAAGUGCAUAAACUAUUUUUGUGUUGAUAUGAUAGUUUAGUAUAUGAGGAUACUGGUGAGGAUCAUGACAGAAUAUGCCUUUUAAAGAAAUCGCUGGAUCCAGAUCAGUUUUAAAACGGCUCUUUACUGCAUCAAAGAUAAAAGAAAAUGUAUUUUUUAGAGCAGACCAGACUGAGGAAAACGUCUCUAUUCAGAUUUCACAUCAGGGUCUUAAUUUAGAUUAUUCACUGCUUUUUAAAAUGCAGCUUUUUCGUGAAGUUUCGUGAAAUAAAACAAAUAAUCAAUAUAGUAUAAUAAACUGAUAAUAAAUUGUUAUCGUCUCUUAUCAGCAAUGAUACAAUAUAGAAUUUAUAAUUAUUUCAUAUUACACAAACUCGUGAUUAAAUAACAUAAAUUAUAGCAUUAUUAUUAUUAUCAAGUCAUUGUUUAACAGUAAAAUAACUAUUAACUCACUUUAAUUAACAAUCAAUUUAUCAUUUAUUGAUGAUGGCUAUUAUGAAGUGUUACCUAAUUAUUUAUUCAGUCGUGAUAAUGCAGCUCUCCCCAAGAGGGCGCCAACGUCUAACAACAGAGAAUUACUGUAAAUCUGUCGUCAAUACAGGAUUCAAAAUACUAAUCUGAUCUGAUCAGAGUGAGAGAAGACGAAGACAAACUAACACAGACAGUCAGUUUGACGUCAAACAGCAUUUACAGGAUUUAUUUACGAUUGUUUUGGCUCAAUUUUCAAUGUGCAAAACUUUUAUUACAAUAAAUAAAAUCAUGCAAAUAAAAGUACAGUUGAUGAAAUAGAAUAAAAAUGUCCAACAAUAAAAGAUAAAGAUAUAUUAAUAAUAACAGUAAUAAUAAUAAACAGUUAAAUAAACUAAUAAUUCAAAAUAAAACGUACUAAAUAAAAUUAUUUUACCCUUUGUGUGAAGCACCUUGAGAUUUCGCUGUAUUUUAAAGUGUGCUAUAUAAAUGUAAUUUAUUAUUAUUUAUUGUUAUAUUAAAACAUUUGGGCUAACAUUAGUAAUUAAAUGUUUUGAAAAUUAAAAAAAAAAUUAUAAUCUUUGAAUCUUUGUAUUCUGAGGAGUGGACAUGUGAUUUUGUGCAUUUUGUGGUUAAAUGUAAUAGUUUAACGAGUCAGUUUAUACAUUAAAACUGAGCCAAACUAACGUGAAAUACUGUAAAUCUAACUCACAAUGGAUCCUGUGUUUUAGUCGCAUUAACUAACCCGAGUCUGCAGGAUGUUUUUGGUGUAUUUUGUCACCAAUUGUACCAUGAAACUCCCAUAUAGGGCCUUCCUGUCCAGUCUAAACCCUGAUAGUAUCAGUGCUUUAAUGGGAUUACUGCUCACUUUAAGGUCAUAUCCUCUUCUGCAAACAAUCCUUACUCCAUUUCUUAGUAUUUAUUAGUAUAUGGCCAGGUGUAAUACAACUUGAACUCUACUUUAACUGCUUCAGAAGAGCCUCGUACGGUUUAUGUUCCUUGACGAUCAGGAGACGACUGAGUGACAGUAACCGAACGCUGCUGUGUGUUAAACAAAGCUUUCUCUUUUUUUAAAUUUUAUUAUACCGAUAACGAUGAUGUGCAUUCCAAGUCUUAUCAAUAUUAAACUGUGCUCAGAUGUAAUCAGUGUGUGAACCAAUAAAAUGACAAUGCAGAGAGCGCAUCA
This is a messenger RNA of Sebastes umbrosus (honeycomb rockfish), 4536 nucleotides long. RefSeq names its product calcium/calmodulin-dependent protein kinase type II subunit beta (gene camk2b2). Gene Ontology annotation, cellular component: neuron projection; cytoplasm. Gene Ontology annotation, biological process: protein phosphorylation. The record is from RefSeq and is a predicted model, not a curated record. Lineage: Eukaryota; Metazoa; Chordata; Actinopteri; Perciformes; Sebastidae. Gene Ontology annotation, molecular function: calcium/calmodulin-dependent protein kinase activity; calmodulin binding; ATP binding.